AUGCGGUUGUCGACGUCAUUUACUUGCAGUUAUAUUUUUGAUGCUAUUGCGCCCGCACGAAUCAAAGGAAUGCAAGGAUACGCAGCUUUACAGUUUGUAUUGUAUAGUGAUUAUGAUGUGUAUUUUACCAAGUGCAGUGAUUUAAUACAUAACAUAACUAUUAUGACCGUUCUUGAAUCGGGGAGUGUGGGGAACGCGUCGUCAUCUGAUGAGGAGUUGGAGCAGUGGGAGCAAAUAUUCAUGAUGAGAGAUGAAAAUGGAAAUAGUUAUCAUGACAAGAGAAAGAAAAGAAGCAUAUGGUGUCGGCCGUCAUGUAUUCCUGUGUCAAUAGUUAUAUUAUUGAUUGUUCUUGUGGUUUUAGUGCCACUAUUAGAUCAGCCGAAUAUAGCCCAGGUGCUGCCCACUGCUAGAGACUUACAUUGCUCAGAUGAGUGUAGGUUAUCUUUAGUAGAAAGUAUACCAGAGGGUCAUAUGUAUCCGCCUAAUUCAACACAUGCCAACACAAAAAAUGUCUGGCUAGAUUUGAUAGACGAUGCUCAAUCAUCUAUAGAAAUAGCGUCUUUGUAUUGGACUCUUAGGUUUAAUGAACAAUAUCCAUAUAAUUCCUCUAUUGAGGGUGAACAAGUUUUCCAGGCGUUGUUAGCAGCUGGAUUGAAGAGAAAUAUAAAAUUAAGAAUUGCUCAAAACUGGCCUUCUAAGUCUUACCCUAAUGUAGACACUGAAUAUUUAGUUAAGAAAAAAGCAGCGCAGGUGCGAAGCCUUAACUUCUCAAAGCUGCUCGGAAGUGGCGUCCUUCACACGAAGUUCUGGAUCAUAGACAAGACACACUUCUACAUAGGCAGCGCUAAUAUGGAUUGGAGGUCGCUGACUCAAGCAGAUAAGAAGAUGGGACGAUAUAAAGGUUGCGGGUCCAAUUUGGAUUCGCACCGCUCGAGAAUAUUGAAAAAAUUCAGAGCUUCGACAAAGGCCGAGCAGUAA
Messenger RNA from Pieris macdunnoughi, 978 nucleotides. NCBI's taxonomy places the organism in Eukaryota, Metazoa, Arthropoda, Insecta, Lepidoptera, Pieridae. The record is from the annotation of a GenBank genome assembly.